Messenger RNA from Lytechinus pictus (painted urchin), 3042 nucleotides. RefSeq lists its product as uncharacterized. The transcript has 6 exons. The record is from RefSeq and is a predicted model, not a curated record. NCBI's taxonomy places the organism in Eukaryota, Metazoa, Echinodermata, Echinoidea, Temnopleuroida, Toxopneustidae. Bases 688 to 1239 code for a protein of 183 amino acids.
AUACAAAAUUCUGUGUUAUUCUUGUUUUAAAGGUCUAAAUUUACUUAAAUUACUUCAUUUUUCUUGUAUCAUGGAUCGGGGGUUAUUUCAUAGAUUCACUCAACUUCUGUUGUAUAUACGGUUAAACAUAUUUAAUCUCUUCAAAUCUGAUAAUUAUUUUAGUCCGCCGUUCUUAAAGUUAUCGUUAUUUCUCGCGAUCGCUAAUCAAUUCCUUUGCCAAACAUUAAUUUAUACAAGACCAUCAGUGGGCAAAGUCUUAACACCCCGCUCAUCAAACUAAUAGAUUAUUACGCGUCUAUUUUGCUCAUUGGGGCCCUGUCUUACUAAGAGUUUAGAUUAAUCCAAUUGGUUUCAAAUACGGAAAGCCAUUAAUGAACUAAUUAUUCAUCUAGGAGGCCACUGCCCUGGAGUAACAAAAGGGAACACAAUAAGACACGCGUGAUCUGGACGUUUUAAAUCAUAUUUUGAUGCUAUUGGCUUUCCAUAUCUGUGAUUGAUAAGCUUAUCAGAGAUCAAACCUAGCACAUACACAAAUUUUUCAUCCCGAAUCUUCAUGCUAUAGUUCAAGACGGAUCACUAUAAAGUCUUCGUAUUAGUGGUUUUGCGCACAUCGAACUGGUAGGGGUAUACUUACGAAUCGGAAGUAUUCCAAUUGCAGCUAAAAGGGAUUGGAAAGUAUCAAAAAUCAUGGGCUAUGAUUUGAAGAAGAAAAUUGGAGAUGAGUGGGCAGAUGCCAAGUACACACUUAGCCAGAGGAAACCAUGGGAGAUCAUCACCGCCCUCUUCCUCACCGUCCUCCUCAUCGGUAGCGUUGUCAUGGCAUUCAUCUUCACGAUCGUAGCACCACCCGGUGUCCUCGGCGACAGCAGCAGUGGUAGUGCGUCUAUCGCUCGGCAUCGCCUCAGUGUUCAACAGCAGAGAGUACCCGCGCUAUACAAGCGUUCUGUGGAAGAAAAUCCCAACUCGGCUCCAAAGUUUGCCAGUGCUUCAGGAAUCGAUGAUGCUGUCAGCUGUGUUGAAAUUGGAAGUACGAUGAUGAAGAAGGGUGUUACUUCGUCUGAAGCCGCCAAGGAAAUUAUCGUUUGUCUUGGAAAAUUGUCGAUCAGUGAUAUGGACACCAUCGUAAAAUUGGAAGAAGAAUUGGCAUCUGCACUAUUCACUGGUGACAGAGAGGCUGCCGUAGAUAUCCUCCAAAAGAUAAUCCAACAUGACGUCAUCAAGGAGCCGAGAUUCGCGUGAAAACAAUGAAAUUAAUAAAAUUAUAUCUCAACUUUUUCUAUUGCAUUUUAUACAUGCUUUCUCAUAUCUUAUACAAAAUAUGUAGAGGAUAAAAACGAAAAGACUCGUUAUUUUUCGACUUGUCGUCGCGACACUUAAGUUAAAAUAAAAAUCGACCACAAGAACGCAGAUGCAUGUACAUGUAGCAUGAGUUUUUUUGCAAUUAUCAUGAUUAUAAGAUGAUUUACAGCUCAUACUCCAUAGCGAGACAAACUUUAUUGAAAUUUUGAGGCGCAUGAUUCUAUCACUAUAUUCACAUCAUUUUCAGUGUUUUACGGUCGUGAUUAUCCAAAAGCGGCGCCGUAUAGGGCUGUGGGGGAAGGGGCGAUCACGCGGGCCUAAUUCCCGCAUGCUUUUCAGAGGAAAAUAUUAGAAAAAAAUAGAAAAAAAAGAAAGGGAAACAAGAAAAAUUAUUAAUGGUUGAAAUUGUGGUCAUGUAACUCUACAUUAUUCCUGAUAUUCAAUUGAAAAAUAUGAAGUGGCGCCAUGGUCUGGGCAAGACCACAAACUAAUUUAUUUUUUGUCUGUUUAUUUGCGUUCUAUAUUUGAAGAUUUGAAUUUUUCGCAACGUGACGCAGGACAGAUUCAAGAACAGAGUAAUUGUAUUGAAAAUGUCCGUCAAACGAUAAAGAACAUCCGAGAGGUCUUUGUCAAACAUUGGUGUAGCGGAAAAGUAGUUUUGUUAUGUUUCGGACCUGACGAAUUAUUGCAAAUAUAUAGCUCAUUUGUUUACAGUCCGAGGCGAAACCGCUGUUUUGCUUCCCCCAAUUUUCGACAAAGACUUCUUGGCUGUUCAUUGUCAUGGAGGUCGUUGACAAUACAUUUUCUACGUUUCCUUGAAUCCGCAGAGCGAAAACUUCAUCAUUAUGACCUAGCCCACUUUCCAUUACGUCUAUUCCUUGUUGUCCCAUUCGUCUUCCUUUCCAAAGAGUAUUCACCAUUUAUGUACCUCUUGAAAUGACAUCACAUAAGCGUUCGCCCGUAGCACCGCCCCUGUUUCAAAGAUUACUGGAUUUAAUAUUUUUGAAAGAUAAUAUGUUAUAAAUCCAGAGUACAAUGCAUUGAAAUAUUUUGGAGAUUAUGCAUUCAUUUUUUUCUUUCACAUUUGUGUAUACCCAGGAUUAAACUCUCAGAUGAAAAUAAAUUAAUUCUAAAAUAUCGUAUAUUGUUUUGUUUUCAGUUUCGUUUGCUUUCACAUUUUAUUAAAAAAAAUCAGGAUGAUAAACCUAGGCGCCGGAGAAAAUGAAAUUUUAGGCAAAAACUUUGCUUAAUAACAUUAAACAAGCUACAUCUCUUUUUUCCUUUAAAGCUGUGUUAAAGAGGUUUCUUGUAUCAAAGUAUAUUUGUAAGAAUCUCACCUGCACGUGCACCCACACUCACUCACUACACCUGACCUUUUGCCAUUUCCCCCUUUUUUCCUUAACAUUUCAAAUAAUUAUGUGACAUUAUUUUUAUAGACCCGUGAAGUUUUCUCAACAAUAAUGUUCAUGUAGCUCCCUUCCCCUGGCUGCUGUUCUCUCAAGCAUUUUGCUUACGAUAGCUGGCCACUGCAUUUUGUUUUAUUUAAUAUUGCUUGCAUGUAUAUUAUGUAUGUAAAUUAUUCUUCUAUUAUGUAAUUGUCACAAUUUGUAAUUCUAUCAUUUAUUUUUGUAUUUGUUUAUAUGCAUUAAGAUAACUGUGAUUCAUGUAUUGAAUUAUCAAUAAAUGCAGAAACAACUGCAACAUAAAAAUGUAGGGGCCUACAAGGCAUUUAUCACGAUUAAA